This is a messenger RNA of Peniophora sp. CBMAI 1063, 684 nucleotides long. The record is from the annotation of a GenBank genome assembly. NCBI's taxonomy places the organism in Eukaryota, Fungi, Basidiomycota, Agaricomycetes, Russulales, Peniophoraceae.
AUGGCUACUACUUCUACCUUCAUCCUCGACCCGUACUUCGGCGAGCUCUUCUCGUCCUACACGCCCGCACAGCAAGCAGCCAAUGUGGACUCCCUGCGCACGCUCAUGGACAAGAUCCAGUCCGGCGACGCACACGCGCGCCGCGAGAUGGGCAUCAUGUCGCACCCCGCAGACGGCGAGGAGGACGCGGAGGACGAAGUGCGCGUUGCGCUCGCGCAGUGUUCGUGGCAGAUGGCCCAGCUGCUUCGUUUCUCAUCACCCCCGCGCCUCGCUGAGGCAGAGCCAUAUCUCCGCACCGCACUGGCCCACGCGCCGAAUGACCCCGACCCCACACUCUACCUCUCCGUCGUCCUCUCCCUGAACUCCGCGCGCUCCGAGGAGGCUAUGUCGACUUACAACGGCAUUAUCAACGCCUCCGGGAACGUAUACACCAAUGCGUGGGCCGGCGCCGCUCUGGCGCGCAUGCUGCGUAGGACAGGACGAACCGCCGAGGCACAGACGCUCGAGGCGCGUGCGGUCGCUUCACUUCGUGGUCUCCCGCCCGCCUCGGUCCGCAUGCUCUUGCCGUCCGACGAUACCGCCAUCCUCGAGCACCCCGCCGUGCGCGCGCUGCUUGGCUCCGACUCUGCGUCUGCUACUGGCCCUGGUGCGCCGCUGCGCAAGUCGACUGCUGUUACUGCCUAG